UUAUUUGUUAUUAUUUGAAAUAUUAUUAUUUAGUGUUAUAAACGAAUCACUUAAAUCUGAAUUAUAUUUAAUUUAGUAUGUGAUCUGAUUGUUACAAAACUUUUAUAUCAAAACUGUGUACAUUUUAUGUAAUAUAUAAUUAUCUAUACAUAUAUAUAUAUAUAUAUUCCGUAUAGUAAAAUAUAUAAAUGAACAAAUAAAAUGACGGAAAUAGAAUGGAUAGCAAAACCAGUAGAUUAUGGAUCUGUGAAAUAUGCACGAUUAGAGGAAGUGAUUGAACAUCCUUUGAAGCCGGUUACUGUUACAUUAAUUGACGGGCGGAGCGGAGUUAGACGAAAUGUAUUACGAAGUACAAGCACAGGUUCUUCUACAGGAACACCGACACCAACUCAUACACCUUUACCUACAAAUUUGUCUAUGGAUCCAUUAUUGAGUCAUUCUGCUUUGGAUGGUUCGGAUCCACUUACACAAUUCGCACGUGAAGAAUUAGAUCCUUUAUCUAAAAUGGCUGCAGAUGAAUGGGAUUAUUCUUGUGUAACAGCAAUUCCUGGUAAAAAGCCUAGAGAUACUACAGAUGAAUUAGUUGAACCAUGGUUGGCUAGACGAAACGCUAUUUUAAGUAAAUACACAACUUCGGAGAAAUUAUCAAUUGUUACUAGUUUCUUAUCAGGCGGAGAGAAAGUUAUGGUCAAAGUGCAGCCAAGUGGAACAAUGGUUGAUAAAGUACGAACAAGAUUAGAACAAUUGGAUGAUUUUGAAGAAGGAUCUGUCAGACAAAUGUUAGAUUUAUCACAGCAGGAAUAUACUGCAAGGAUUGAACAAUUGAAUAGUGAAUUAGUACAAGCUUGGCAUUCCGAUCAAAGAGUUAAAGCAUUGAAAAUUGCAAUUCAAUGUGCUAAAUUAUUAGUGGAUACAUCUGUGAUGGCCUUUUAUCCUAGUAAAUUUGUACUGAUCACAGAUAUUUUAGAUAUUUUUGGCAAACUUGUUUAUGAAAGAUUGAAAGUGAAGGCUGAAUAUUACAAACCAGGAAGUAAAAUUCCUACAAGUCUACCUGAUAAUUUUACACCAAGUAUGGUACCAGAAAAUGCAAAAGAAACUUGUCGCAAUUGGUUUUAUAAAAUAGCUUCAAUAAGAGAAUUAGUUCCGAGACUUUAUGUAGAGAUGGCAAUAAUAAAGUCUUAUAGUUUUUUAACAACAAGCGAAUUUAACACAGCUUUAUUACGCAUUACUCGAAUGAUACGAGGGAUUGGAAAUCCUCUAAUAGCUGUCUAUGCUAGAUGUUACUUGUGCAGAGUAGGACUUGCUUUAAAUAAAACAUCAGAUUUUGAAUUUGCAAAAGAAAAUCUGUAUGACUUCCUUUUUACAUAUCAUCAAUUGUUUGGACAAUCUGUAAAGAAUGAGUUGGGUAAACAAAAUAUGACUUUGUAUUCGUAUUUAAAUCUCUAUUUGCCUGCAUUAGAUUGGAUUUUACAAGUCUUGGUAACAACAGCUUCGGAUAGUCUUUUAGAGGAAGUCCUUUCUCAGUGCAAACAACAGACUAAAAGUUCUUUAUUGCUAAACUCUGUCUUGACAGCGUUCAAACCAGUAUAUAUUGCUGCACGUGCAAUGGAUUUUGUAAAUUUAAUAACAGAAAGUAAAGAUGAUGGAUAUCCACAGCAUUUAUUAUACAGAAGUUUAGGUGAGUGUCUUGUAAAAGAAUCUCCACCGAAAGAGGAUUGCCAAGCGAUACUCCAAAUAAUAUGGAAAUAUAUAAGCGAACUCAAAGAUCCUACCAAAUUCAUGCAUUGCAUAGAGAUUUGGAUACAAUUUACAGUUUUGCAUUUUUCUGUUAACGAAUUGAAUCUAUUUUUUGGACAAAUAAUUGAUCGUCUUAGUCCGAAUAGAACAUUUGAGCACUAUUAUUCACAAUUACAAACGGUUGUAGAAAAAAUAGUUGCUUAUACACAAGAUUUUGAAUCUUUACUGGCUAUGGAUAACUUUUUGCCACUGAUAGAUUUGUUCCACAAGGAAAGUAUUAGAGUUGAAGUUUGUAAAACCAUUAUAGAAGGUUUAAGCAAUCAAAAUAGUCCUAUCACAGAUCCAAUUAUUAUAAAUGCUCUAAUAUUUAUCGCUAGGAUAAUGCAUGAUUCUGUUAGCGCUUUAACUGUCGAAGAUGAGAAACGUCAAAUAGGCCAAUUAAUUUGUGGUCUUGUACAACGAGUAGACUAUGGGCGUGAUUUUGAAAAGCAACUUAAUUUUUAUGUUGAAGCCAGAGCAGCUUUUCCUAAUUUGGACAGUGUACAUAUACAACUUAUACAAUGUGUGAAUAGAUUAGCUGUAGAUACAAGGAAAAUAGUUCGUGGACAUCAUACUAGAAGAACUUCAGCAUUUGUACGUGCAUGUGCAGCAUUUUGUUUCAUAACAAUACCAUCAUUAACUUUAGUACAUACUCGUCUUCAAUUAUAUCUGCUGUCAGGACAAGUAGCACUUUUAAAUCAAUGUUUGGGUCAAGCUGAUGCUUGUUUCAAAGCAGCAUUAAGCUUAGUUCCAGAGAUGCCAAAAACUAUAGACAUUGAUGGAAGACAAAAAAAUUCACAGCCAUAUUUGUUAUCAUAUUUGUCUAAUUUUUUAUCUACAUUAUUGGUGGUUCCGGAUAGUCCAGAACAUGGUGUUUUAUAUCUGAUGAGAGGUUUGCUCAAUGCUGUACAACGUUGUUGUGAUGAAAGUACCUCAACUAAAGCAUACUUAUAUUUACGUGUUCUUGACCUUCUUUCAACUGUGACUCAAGAGAAUUAUCCCUAUCAUAUAGACAAGGUUGACUCUAACGAUAAACUUUAUGGAUCGGAUCAAAAGUUUCUUGGAGAGGUCAACAAAAUAUGUUCUAAAAUAGUAGAAGAAAUUCUUAAUCAUUUAAAGUAUCUCGGAUCUACAGAUCAAUUGGAUAAGCAAUCUAUUCUUGCAUUAGAACUUUUUAAUCGUUUUAUAAUAAGGGCAGAUUUACGUCAACCUGCAUUAGCAAAUAUUGCUGUAAAUCUAUGGAAUUUAUCUCAACGACAUGGUUCUGUUGAUCCUAAAGUGAAGAUAAAAACUAUAGCGUAUAUGAUGCAAAAAGUGCAUUGUCAAGAAUACGAACAUUUCGCAGAUAUUCUAAAAAGAAUGAAUAAAUAAAUAAAGAGAUAAAUAAAUAAAUAAAUAAAUAAAUAAAUAAAUAUAAACAAAGCGAUUUCUUUGAUCUAAGUGAAAUUGUUAAAAUGUUCAUAUAUAAUUCCAUAUUGAGGGAAAGAGAAAUGAUAAUAGGUUUAAUAUAUGCUUAACAGAAUUUAUUGGCAGUCAUUUGGAAGACCUGUUGUAAUUAUAUACAAUUGAGUUUCUUGAAAAUUUUACAUAUUUUAGAAAAAUUAAUUAUAACAAUAAAAGCAUAAUUUAAAUUCAAUGAUUAUUCGAAUUAAGUUAUGAAUGUAUUAUUAACUAUUUAAUUAAAUUAGAUUUAAGCGAUCUUAAAAAGGAACAGCCAAGUAAUAUUAUGAAACAUAUAAAGUUAAUAUUACAGGAACAAAUGUUUUGUACUAUCGUAUAUUAAAGUGCUAUUAAAACUUGAAUUGAAGUGCUGUGUUUAAACUUGAACGUUUGAUAAAAGAUAAAUUUUCAUUUUAGUUUCAUGCAGAAAAAAAAAAGAAUACGAACGAUUAUGUAAAUUUAAGAGAUAUGAGAGAUAAGAGCGACUGAAGAAAAUACAAAUGCAAGUUUAUCUAAUAAAAAAAAAUUUAUAACAAAAAGAUUAAGAUAUAAUGAUAAUAAUAAUAAUAAUGAUGAUAAUAAUAACAAUAACUAUAAUGAUAAUAAUAAUAAUAAUGACAACAGUAAAGAAGCAAGAGUAUUAAACGUUAAUUAUAAUAAACUUUUUAUCAAUACUGAGUAUAUCUGAUCGAAUAAAUUUUGGAGAUUGAAUCGGUCACAUUAUUUAUACGAUGAUAAAACUGCCAUAUAAAAAUAUGUCAUUACCUAAGGAUAGACUUUGUAGAUGUUCUUAAUAAAUUCUUCAAAAUUAUAAUAUCUAUAA
This is a messenger RNA of Vespula pensylvanica (western yellowjacket), 4039 nucleotides long. Its product is annotated as VPS35 endosomal protein-sorting factor-like. NCBI's taxonomy places the organism in Eukaryota, Metazoa, Arthropoda, Insecta, Hymenoptera, Vespidae. Bases 202 to 3147 code for a protein of 981 amino acids. Gene Ontology annotation, cellular component: endosome. The transcript has 18 exons. Gene Ontology annotation, biological process: endocytic recycling. The record is from RefSeq and is a predicted model, not a curated record.